Molecule: messenger RNA, 2019 nt
Organism: Conger conger (European conger)
Lineage: Eukaryota; Metazoa; Chordata; Actinopteri; Anguilliformes; Congridae
Gene: slc5a2
Product: solute carrier family 5 member 2
Exons: 15
Coding region: 1-2019 (672 amino acids)
Biological process (GO): transmembrane transport; sodium ion transport
Cellular component (GO): plasma membrane
Molecular function (GO): D-glucose:sodium symporter activity
Source: RefSeq, a predicted model, not a curated record
AUGGAGAAUUCCACGGGUCCGGGCUCAGGGUCUAAGGUUACCAUCAACAACCCUGCCGACAUCAUCGUUAUCGUGGGCUACUUCCUGAUGGUCAUCAGUGUGGGAAUUUGGUCCAUGUUCCGGACCAAUCGCAGUACGGUGGGCGGUUACUUCCUAGCAGGUCGGACCAUGACAUGGUGGCCGGUGGGUGCCUCCCUAUUUGCUAGUAAUAUCGGCAGUGGCCAUUUUGUGGGUCUGGCUGGGACAGGAGCAGCCAGUGGGAUCGCUGUGGGUGGCUUUGAAUGGAAUGCGUUGUUUAUUGUCCUCCUGUUGGGCUGGCUGUUUGUACCCGUUUAUCUCACAGCUGGGGUGAUCACCAUGCCCCAGUACCUGAAGAAAAGGUUUGGAGGUGGAAGGAUUAGCCUGUACCUCUCCGUCAUCUCUCUCUUCCUUUAUAUCUUCACCAAAAUCUCUGUGGACAUGUUCUCAGGUGCUGUGUUCAUCCAGCAGGCCCUGGGCUGGAACAUCUAUGUGGCUGUGAUUGCUCUUCUGGCCAUCACUGCCCUGUACACUGUCACAGGUGGUCUGGCUGCUCUGAUGUACACAGACACCGUCCAGACCUUCGUCAUCAUCACUGGAGCCUUCGUCCUUGCUGCUUUCUCCUUUGUGGAGGUGGGGGGGUACGGCGCCCUGCUGGAGCGGUACCCGUCCGCCGUGCCCGGCACCAGGACGUCCCUGGACCCGCAGCGCUACAACAUCUCUGAGCGCUGCUACACCCCGCGGCCCGACGCCUUCCGGCUGCUGCGGGACCCAGCCAGCGGGGACCUGCCCUGGCCCGGCGUGCUGUUCGGGAUCGCCAUCGUGGGGAGCUGGUACUGGUGCACCGACCAGGUCAUAGUGCAGCGUUGCCUGGCAGCCCGCAGUCUGACGCAUGUGAAAGCGGGGUGCAUCAUGUGUGGGUACCUCAAACUGCUGCCCAUGUUCCUCAUGGUCUUCCCUGGCAUGAUCAGCCGGGUCCUGUACCCCGAGGAGGUGGGCUGUGUGGUCCCGGAGGUGUGUAAGGAGGUGUGUGGGACUGAGGUGGGCUGCUCCAACAUCGCCUACCCCAAACUGGUGGUGUCCAUCAUGCCUCGGGGCCUCAGGGGCCUGAUGCUGGCAGUGAUGCUAGCAGCCCUGAUGAGCUCCUUGGCCUCCAUAUUCAACAGCAGCAGCACACUGUUCACCAUGGACAUCUGGACCCGCCUGAGGCCGCAGGCCCGCGACCGCGAACUCAUGAUCGUGGGCAGAGUGUGGGUUCUGUGCAUUGUGGCCGUCAGUAUCUGCUGGAUUCCUGUGGUGCAGGCAGCCCAGAGCGGUCAGCUGUUUGACUACAUCCAGUCCGUCACCAGCUACCUGGCCCCGCCCAUCACGGCCGUCUUCUUCCUGGCCGUGUUCGUGAAACGAGUGAACGAGCCGGGAGCGUUCUGGGGUCUGAUUGGAGGACUGGCCAUGGGACUAUGCCGAAUGGCGCCUGAGUUUGCCUUUGGGUCGGGCAGCUGCCUCUUCCCCUCUAACUGCCCCUCUGUAGUGUGCGGGGUCCAUUACCUCUACUUUGCUGUGCUGCUGUUCUUCUGUACUGCCGCCCUGGUGGUCAUCGUGAGCGGCUGCACCCCAGCUGUACCAGACAAACACCUCCAUCGUCUGGUGUUCAGUCUGCGUCACUCCAAGGAACCGAGGGAGGACCUGGACCGAGAGGAGGAAGAACGAGGGAGAAACGCCCGCAGAGAGGAAGAGGAGAAGAACACCUUCAAGAUGGAAGAGGGAGAGGGUGAGGGCAGGCCUUUGCAGGGGCGUCAGACCCAGUCCUGCAUCGGCCGCCUGAUUGGCUGGUUCUGCGGUGUGAGUUCCGCUCAGGCCCCCGAACCGUCGGAGCAGGAGGUCGAGGAGGCGGCCAACCAGAUGCCCGAUAUCAGUGAGGACCCCCUCUGGAAACACGUGGUUAAUGCCAACGGCAUCAUUAUGAUGACUGUCGCAGUCUUCAUGUGGGGGUACUAUGCCUAG